CCUGUAAGCAGCCUAAGGUGACCUGUGAAGAUGGUUCGCUACUCGCUUGACCCAGGAAACCCUACGAAAUCAUGCAAAUCAAAAGGUUCAAAUCUUCGGGUUCACUUUAAGAACACCAAUGAAAUUGCCCAAGCCAUCAAGGGUAUGCAUAUCCGAAAAGCCACCAAAUAUCUGAAAGAUGUCACUUUAAAGAAGCAAUGUGUGCCUUUCUGGCGGUAUAAUGGUGGAGUCGGUAGGUGUGCCCAGGCCAAACAGUGGGGCUGGACACAGGGCCGGUGGCCUAAAAAGAGUGCUGAAUUUUUGCUGCCCAUGCUUAAGAAUGCAGAGAGUAAUGAUGAACUUAAGGGUUUGGAUGUGGAUUCUCAAGUCAUUGAACACAGCCAGGUGAACAAAGCACCUAAGAUGUGCCGAUGGACUUACAGAGCUCAUGGCCGGAUUAACCCAUACGUGAGCUCCCCCUGCCACAUCGAGAUGAUCCUCACUGAAAAGGAACAAAUUGUUCCAAAGCCAGAAGAGGAGGUUGCGCAGAAGAAGAAGAUAUCCCAGAAGAAACUGAAGAAACAAAAACUUAUGGCACGGGAAUAAAUUCCACAUAAAA
Messenger RNA from Peromyscus eremicus (cactus mouse), 598 nucleotides. RefSeq names its product large ribosomal subunit protein uL22-like. Lineage: Eukaryota; Metazoa; Chordata; Mammalia; Rodentia; Cricetidae. The coding region runs from base 31 to 585 and encodes 184 amino acids. The transcript has a single exon. The record is from RefSeq and is a predicted model, not a curated record. Gene Ontology annotation, biological process: cytoplasmic translation. Gene Ontology annotation, cellular component: cytosolic large ribosomal subunit; ribosome. Gene Ontology annotation, molecular function: structural constituent of ribosome.